Molecule: messenger RNA, 2765 nt
Organism: Toxorhynchites rutilus septentrionalis
Lineage: Eukaryota; Metazoa; Arthropoda; Insecta; Diptera; Culicidae
Product: zinc finger protein 771-like
Exons: 7
Coding region: 118-1134 (338 amino acids)
Biological process (GO): regulation of transcription by RNA polymerase II
Molecular function (GO): RNA polymerase II cis-regulatory region sequence-specific DNA binding; DNA-binding transcription factor activity, RNA polymerase II-specific
Source: RefSeq, a predicted model, not a curated record
ACCCAUUCAACCAGCGUAUUCUGUAUUUGUGGUGUUCGAGAUGAUAUUUUCUAUGUUCUCAAUAGACAGUUUAAUGCUUUGAAUCCGUUCAAAAUAAAAUUUCGCUGCAGAAGUGAGAUGGCGAUUGUUAGCAACAAUUUAGCACAUUGCAGCUUUUGCUCUGUUAUAUGCAAUGAGAAAUUUCAUCACACGCUGAUCCCCACUCACGAUCAAGAACAGAAACUAGAAACCAUCCUACAGAAGUUGAGCAGGUUCACCUCCCAGUUGACCAGCUAUCCUACGUGCAACAAAUGCCGUCAAGAAUUCAUAAGCCUCCAUAAUGUUCCUGAAAGCAGCUUCCAAAUUUUGCCCAACGCUGAACUGGCUGUCAUUAAGAUGGAACCAGAAUUGAUGAUUGAUGACCACGAGCUGUCGGAUAAUGAUAACAUUCUUGGAACAGACCCAACAGCGGACUUUAUGCCAAUUGAACAGAAAGCCGAAAUGCAAAUCAAGGUAGGAAACGACGCUGAUGGUCGUCCCUAUUCCUGUCCACAUUGUUCGAAGUCGUUCAGGCAAUCUUCAACGUUAAAACAGCACAUUCGGACCCACACGGAUAGACGUCCCUUUGCUUGUCCGCAUUGUUCGAAGGCGUUUAAGAAUAAUUCAGCACUAACACAGCACAUUCGAAUACAUACAGGAGAACGUCUUCAUUCUUGUCCACAUUGUCCGAAAGCGUUCAAGAGGUUAUCAGGACUCACAGAGCACAUUCGAACUCAUACAGAUGAACGUCCCUUUCAUUGUCCUCAUUGUCCAAAUGCGUUUAAGAAUCAUUCAUCCCUAAUACAGCACAUUCGAAUUCAUACAGGUGAACGUCCUCAUUCUUGUCCUCACUGUCCAAAGGCGUUCAGGAAUCCUUCAGCGUGUCGAUUUCACAUUCUAACUCACACGGGUGAACGUCCCUAUCCUUGUCCACAUUGUUCGAAAACGUUCACGAAUUAUAGAGUGCUUCGACAGCACAUUCAUAGGAUCCAUAGGUUUGCGAGUAUUGUUAGCGAUUCAAACCAGUCGUAUCACUUCACCGUGCACAACCAGUUCGAUGCAGAAACAGGUGGCUCGGAGCAAAAAUCAGAGGUUACCGCAGGGAAUAUAGGGUAGAUAGAGGCAAUAUGACCAGGCGGGGCGAAAUGGGCCACCCUCCGUUUGGGUUUUUUAUUGGCAAUAACACUAAUGUUCGAACAAUUAUGUUAGUAAUACUCUGAUUAAGUAUCUGCGUGAAAACCGUACACAGAUUCAGUUGUUUUAUAAAGAUAUUGAAAGAAAUCUCACAUUGACUGAUUAUCACGAAAAACAUGAAAAAGCAGUCAGCAAAAUAAGCUCUGUAUGCUUCAUACUGAAAUAAAAGACUCUGCUCUUUAUAUCAGUUCGUACCGGUAUUAUUUCUGAACAUUUCCACUGAUUUAUUGCGUUGCUUUGCCGUUUUAUGUAAAAUAUCAGCUCAUUUAUACUGAGCGUAAAUGUACGGGGCGGAAUGGGCAUACCUGCUUGAGCCAAUAUGAUCAGGUAUUUUUCAACAUAACCUGUAAAUACAGCUGUCAAAAGUUGUAAACAUAGUUGGAAAUAGUUAGAUGUGAAAUCAUGAUGCGGAAUUAUACCAGAACAUCCGAACAUACAAAGUGGUCACAAACCAGUCUGAACGUGGCCAUCGAAGCAAUGAAGAGUGGUACGUCAGUGCGACACUCAGCCUUGCAUUGUGUCCCGCGAGAAACACUUAACACUCCUAUACUCGUGCAUUAGUCUGUCAGACCGAGAAAUCAAUAAUUCGUUCAUUUCUCAGAAAAUAUAAACACUACGACUUUGCGAUUCUCUUUAGCUUCGUUAUUCGUCGUUCGUCAUCGUUUAGCGUAUCGCAUGUACAAAGGGGACGUGUGCCACUUUUAACACUUUCGGUCUGACACACCGACGCGAGUAUAGAAGUAACUUUUUUGGACAAGUGCCUUUUUUCAUAUUCUUGAAUAUUGUUGGAUGAAAUGUAUAAAUUAAUGUUAGUGGCGUGGAAUAUUUAUUGCAUAUAAUGCAUAAGACCAUCACCGGACUAUUCUUAUUUGAUUCCAGUCCUUUUUGUAACUGGAUUGAACGGAUCCAUAUAUUAAUUAUUCGUCGUUAGAUUCAUACAUUCAAAAGCAAAAUAUAAAUGUUUGACUUUCGUAUAGUUAUUCGCUAAAUAUAAUGAUCAUACAUAUACACACUUGUGAAAGAAUUUCACUUGUGGAAUAAGUGUAAACAGUAAACUAUAAACUAAUCGGUGGCUUAUGCUAAUUAUUAACAGUUACAGUUUCGGGGAUAUUGUUUUAUAAUGGACAAUAUCGACAAGAAAACAAGAAAAAGAAAAGGAAGUUCCUAGAAAUCUUUUUAUAUCAUUUUUCAUGCCCCAUCUAAAAAAAGGCAUUAAUUAAAAAAAUAAAAAUUAGUUUACCAAGAAUACAGAGACAAAGAAUAUUAGAAAUAUGCUAACUUUAUAUUCCAGAACCUUUAUCAUCUGGUGAUUGUCUAGAAGGUCGUUCAUGCUCAUACAUUCUUCUCUUUGACAAAAUACCCGAAAAAUACGCAACAACUGCAUGAAAUGUAAAAAAUAUGUUUGUUUCGGGCAUGCAGUUAUGCUAUGUUCUGAUUCUUACUCCAAUGAAACCACAAUCGAUUAAUACGUUUUUAUGUUUUAUAGCUCUUUAUACAUCCAUGAAUUAUAUUCAGUUGCUUUCUUUUAAUUAAUAACAGUGAAAAAUUCGAAU